Messenger RNA from Paramacrobiotus metropolitanus, 1727 nucleotides. RefSeq lists its product as uncharacterized. The transcript is spliced from 5 exons. NCBI's taxonomy places the organism in Eukaryota, Metazoa, Tardigrada, Eutardigrada, Parachela, Macrobiotidae. Bases 277 to 1380 code for a protein of 367 amino acids. The record is from RefSeq and is a predicted model, not a curated record. Gene Ontology annotation, molecular function: protein binding.
ACCUUAAAACAGUGGAGAAGUCUGGCCGCAAUCGCCCAGAAUUGUUAAAUAAUCCUGAAGCUGCGAGAUCGAUGAAUGGAAACACCUGCGACGUGGAAUGUAUCGGCUGCUGCUAGCGGAGGGUAACUCGAUGAGCUACCAGAAUACGGUGGCGGUGAAGAGGGACGAACGCACUUGGUUAUUAGGAAUUUAGAAUAUAUCAAGGAAAUUGAAGUUAACCACGGCCUCGCCUACAUCGAUUUCAACUCGACAACGGUCCUGCCCGAUUGGUUCCACAUGGGCUCCAUCUGGACGCUGCUCUUUUAUUGGGAGAGUCUCGCAAAUGUCGUCAAUGAAAACCACAAAUGCUAUGUGGCGCUACGUGCCAAAGCUGGCGAACCGUUCUGCUUUCAACUGGCCACCUUGAGGCAGGACAUGCACGAAACCUGGCAGACGGAGACGACGUUGGGCGGAAUGCUUCAGACGCAUUUAAAGAGCCGGGAUAGUCUGCCGCCGAUUAGACUGCGAGACGCCCGCCCACCGGAUGCCGGUCUGAGCAGCGAUGCUGAGCGGACAUCUGCGGCAAUUGCACUUUUGCCGCCGUGUCUGCAGAGCGACAUCUUAACUCAUCUCGAUGUGCACUCCCAAAUGAGGGCCAAACGGGUCUGCGCGUUGUGGCAGCUGCUGCUGAGUGACGCCCGCAUGGCGGUGCACGUCCGCAUCUCCUUCGAAAGCUGUUGCGACCUGCAAUCGGACAGCGACAACUGCUUCAAAGCGGCAGUCCUCUUGAGCCGCUCCAUCACUUCCGCCACCCUCACUCUCACCUUCCUUCCAAUGCUCCUUCGACAACAUUUCAUUUUGGUGUUGCCCUGGCUGAACGACACCGAAACCCAUCUGCGAUUUAUCGUCUUCAAAGACCGCACUAACAACAGACCUGCCACCAUUUCCCACCGUUCCUCAACAGGGUUCUCGCUGCAUCCGGCAGCACAUGAUGCAAUGCAGUAUGAACAAUUGUGUAACGCCAUUCUGCUGAUCAACUGGGCAGUCGGCGACCUGUUCGGCGGGGCGAUGUUUCACGCCUUCGAGUGCGAUCCGGUCCUUACGCAUACGAGAUCCACCAAUCUCCUGCGUGCCCGCGAGAAGGACCUCAUGCAGCCCCUGACGAAGGAGUCCCACGCGCUGGACAUUGACAAACUGCAAAUCACCAUUCCGCGGCUGCUUCUGAAAUGCAGCGAAGGCCGCGAAAAGAUGUCGGCGCGCUUCAUGCACGCCGUGAACGCCAACUUCCCGCCGGUCACGGAGGAGAUGCUGGCAAAGGUCACGGCAGUGCACGCGCGCUGGGUGCGCACUCUGAAGUACCCCGAGGAGUGGCAGUCUAUCCACACCUACAUCAUCCUGUGAGUGCCCUGUAGACGGUGCAGUUACUCGUUGGUAGCGCUUAAAAUUAGAUCUGCAUCUAUUUGCGUUGCAAAUUUAGUGGGUUUGACGCAGACGGGAAUGUGUACAUGUUUGACAAGGUGGACUUGCGCCGGCUGGAUGUACGCACACUCAGCCGCAUGGCCAUCUACGGCCUCAAUGAAAUCUUCCGCGUCUGAGAGCCUAAUGGCCGCUUCCGCAGUAUCCCGUUGCGCGGGUUACGGCGGUCACCCAUGUGUGCAGGAUGGUCUAAUAAGAAUCCGGUGUACUCUUUCCGUUCCUUCAUUCAACUGAUUUCAUUUUGAAAGCAAAACGACGGCACAAAAUGAUGC